CCCUUAAUAAUACAUCAAGUACUCUUUGUCUAAUUAAUGUACCGUUUGUACACUUUCUCAUUUCUGUUCAUCUUAUUUUCAGUUUAAUUACACAAGCUCGCUUGAUUAUUCAAUCAUUUCGACUUUUUGUUUUGAAAAAUAAUCAACAAAAUUGUUAAUUCAAUGUGCUACAUUAAUUGAUUCACCUUAUUGAAACUUUGUAUCAACAACCAAAACUGUCUGGUAAAUAAGACAAAGGAAAGCAAAACGACUCAUCAAGUCAACUUGAGACCUUUUUUAUUUAUCUUUUUUCCAACGUCUUUUAUUUUGCUUAUUUUCUGAUUAAGGGUUACUUUUGUUUCUUCUGCAACAUUGAAAACUUUAUCUCUGUUUAAUCUUUCUUAAGAUUUAUCUGCUGCUUCUUUUCUUCUUCUGUGGAAAUUUAUUUUUUUUCUUCUGGUGUUUUCAACUUUCUCUGUUUAUCACAUUAUGGUUCCUGAUACUGCUUCAUCGAUUCGUCCUCACCUUUCUUCCAGGCCUGAAAAGGCAAUCUUGUGCCUUGUUUGUUCGGAUAAAUCAUUUGGAAAUAAUUUUGGUGCUAUCACUUGUGAAUCAUGUAAGGCAUUUUUCAGAAGAACGGCUAAUGAGCGAGAUAAACUGGCUUGCCCGUUCAAUGACAAUUGUGAGAUAACCAUCGCUACUCGUAAACAUUGCCGCAAAUGUAGACUCGAAAAAUGUUUUGCAGUUGGAAUGAUAAAAGAAUGGAUUCAAUCAGAGGAACAGCUCAAAAUUCGACGUGCCAUUCUCAAAGAACGUAAACUUCGUCGUGAAAUGGGUGCUAAUGGUCAAGCCAUUAAAAGGUUUAGAUCGAGUCCUUCAAGGGUACCAGAAAGCGUUGGAAAUGAUAUCAAUGGCAAUUCCAAUUCUAUGUCUUUUCCCGAUAAACGGGAAAGAAACAUAUGGACAAGUAUGGCCCAAAAAAUGGAUAGUUCAAAAUUUCACAAGCAGCUAGCUAGUUCAUUACAAAACAGUGUCUCCAAUUGUAAAGGAUACGAUAGUCAACAGUCUGUUGCUCAAUUUUUCAACAAAAUUACUGAUCAAAAUUUUUUCGCCAAUCUUGUAAAGUCAAAUGCGUUUGGUUCAGGCCCUAUGCGUAGCUCAAUCUCUCGCAAUUCAGAUCAACCAAGUCCAAACCAACGAUCGUCCGUCAUUGCAUUCACUGGAAAAUCCUCUACUUCUUCAUCCCCUGCUUUGUCAGUAUCAUCUUCACCCGAUCAAGGCAACCAAGAUACUUGUGAUGCCAGUAUUAAGAGCAUGCACGAUGAUUUAGCUCCAGAGGUUGAUAUAUACCCAGGCAACUUUGAUCCCGAUUGUCAUCCGAUUUACCAAAGUUUAGUCAAGAAGAAACCACCAGUUUCUUCUUGUCUAAAUACAUCAUCUUCAUUAUCAUCACCAACAUUUUCAUUUACCUCAUCUACAGCUUCAUCGCCAACAUCUACACCAACAUUCAACAAUUUAACCUCUAAAACAACCUCAUCAUCACCUCCAGCAUUUUCAUCAGAAACUCCAACAACUUCAAAAGACUAUCCUCUAAGAACCCCAACAGAAUCAUCUGUAUCAAAUAAACAACUUGAACCUUUUGCAAAUGAAAGAAGUGAUGCUACAGACGAAGACAUCAUUAAAAUUAAUCAAAAUCCUUUGGAUUUACCUUCCGAAUCUACCGCUAAAUCAGUUAGUUUAAAUGUCUUCCAUCACAUAAUUGACUCUUAUUUCACACGAAUUAACAUGAGGAGUGAAAAAAUUUCCAAAAGUUAUGCUCUCAAUUCAAUGGAGGAAUCCCGUUUGAUUGAACUCACUCUUGCUUAUGGUGCUUUCAACGAGCCCCUCGCAUGUUCCUGUACCUCUGUAAACAAUUUACUUAUUAACUGUUACAAUGUUUCAAUUUGCCAGUUGAUUACCAUGACAAAGAAAUUAACAGCAUAUAGUGAGCUUCCUGUAGAGGACCAAAUCACAUUACUAAGAGGAACCUUUGCUGAUAUUUUGGCAAUGAGAGGAGCCUUUCUGUUCGAUUCUAAAACAUGUUCUUGGCCUGUCAAAGGAACAUCGUGGUCAAUUAAAAUGGAUCAAUUAUUUAGCAUUGAUGAAGCUUUUUACAAAACCUAUUUAGAUUUUAUAAAUGAUCUAAGCUCAAAUUGGCGCUCAAAUGUAAUCAUCAAUCAAUUGAUCCUUGUAAUAAUGUUAUUCAAUUGUAACCUUUCUGGUCUCAAGUCUCCUGAAGCUAUAAGGUUGGAGUAUUGUGCUUAUAUUUAUCUACUUCAACGUUAUUUAGAGUCAAGUCUCAACUUCAAGGAAACACCUAAAGAAACUUUGUGCCAUAUUUUGGGUAAAAUAAACCAACUACAGGAUUUUAAUCGGAAUCUGAUUCGCCUGCCAAAUGGUCAAUCUAUUGAGAAUCUUAAAAUUGGAAGUUUGGAUUCUCUUUUGCUUCCAGAUUGAAUCGAUAUCGGUUUUAGGAAUUUACCCAUUUUGAUCAAGCUGUUUCUUCCAACAAGUUCAUUGUUUUUAUGCUAAUCAGUUCAACGUUUCUUUAUUUCAUUUUAAAUCAUCGCAACUCGAGAAAAUUUUGGUAUUGCUACAGUAGUCAACAAUGUAAUUCAGUUAACUCGUUCAUUCAAUAGAUGAAAAUAUUCCAAUGGAGUUCAUUUCCUAAUUUUAAAAUAUUGAGAUUUUUGAGAGACAAAAAUUUUUAUUACCAUUCUCUUUAAUACUUUAAUUAUCAUCAAAAUGUCUAUUAUUAUUAUAUACCUUCAACUAUAAAUUGUUAAUUUUCUCAUCUUGUUUGCUAUUUCUGGGUUGUAAUUAUAUGUAUCCUCAAAGUUUAUCAAUAAACACGCCACAUUCGACCAGAUAA
Molecule: messenger RNA, 2890 nt
Organism: Tetranychus urticae (two-spotted spider mite)
Lineage: Eukaryota; Metazoa; Arthropoda; Arachnida; Trombidiformes; Tetranychidae
Biological process (GO): positive regulation of transcription by RNA polymerase II; negative regulation of transcription by RNA polymerase II; cell differentiation
Molecular function (GO): RNA polymerase II cis-regulatory region sequence-specific DNA binding; nuclear receptor activity; zinc ion binding
Source: RefSeq, a predicted model, not a curated record